AACCUUCUGAAUGGACGCCUUUGAGACCAGCAGGCCCCAAAGUAUAAAAAGAGAGGAGCCGGUUGGUGUCUUUGCAGAACGAGUGACCGACUGUCCACCAGAACACUAAGGACUAUCCUCAGCAGAGCCUAGAGUCGGAGGCUUUUCUCAAGUGAUUCAUUCCAACUGAAAAGAUGCCAGAGGCCCAGAACAUCAUGGCAGAGGAGGUGGAAACCUUUGCCUUCCAGGCAGAGAUUGCCCAGCUGAUGUCCCUGAUCAUCAACACUUUCUACUCCAACAAAGAAAUCUUCCUCAGGGAGUUAAUCUCCAACUCCUCAGAUGCCUUGGACAAGAUCAGAUACGAAAGCUUGACAGACCCCAGCAAACUUGAAUCAUGCAAGGAUCUGAAAAUUGACGUCAUCCCUGAUCAGCAUGCAAAGACCCUCACCCUCAUCGACACUGGCAUCGGCAUGACCAAGGCCGACCUCAUCAACAACCUGGGUACCAUCGCCAAGUCUGGCACCAAGGCCUUCAUGGAGGCUCUGCAGGCUGGAGCCGACAUCUCCAUGAUCGGGCAGUUUGGUGUGGGUUUCUACUCCGCUUACCUGGUGGCAGAGAGGGUGACGGUCAUCACCAAACACAACGACGACGAGCAGUACAUUUGGGAAUCUGCUGCUGGUGGCUCUUUCACAGUGAAGACAGAUCCUGGUGAGUCCAUUGGCCGUGGCACCAAAGUCAUUCUUCACCUGAAAGAGGACCAGACAGAAUACACUGAGGAGAAACGUGUCAAGGAGAUUGUGAAGAAGCACUCCCAGUUCAUUGGCUACCCAAUCACUCUCUAUAUUGAGAAAACGAGAGAGAAAGAGGUUGACCUUGAGGAAGGCGAGAAGAUUGAGGAGGUGGACGCAGCAGAGGACAAAGACAAGCCUCAGAUUGAGGACAUCGGAGCUGAUGAAGACGAGGACACCAAGGAAAGCAAGAACAAGAGGAUGAAGAAGGUGAAGGAGAAGUACACCGAUGUCCAAGAGCUCAACAAGACCAAACCCAUCUGGACUCGUAACCCAGACGACAUCAGCGUCGAUGAGUACGGAGAGUUCUACAAAAGUCUGACCAACGACUGGGAGGACCACCUGGCUGUCAAGCACUUCUCAGUGGAAGGACAGCUGGAGUUCAGGGCCCUGCUCUUUGCACCUAGAAGAGCUGCCUUUGACCUCUUUGAGAACAAGAAAAAGAAGAACAACAUCAAGCUCUAUGUACGCAGAGUUUUCAUCAUGGAUAACUGUGACGAGCUGAUUCCAGAGUAUCUGAACUUCAUCAAAGGUGUGGUGGACUCUGAGGAUCUUCCCCUGAACAUCUCCAGGGAGAUGCUUCAGCAGAGCAAGAUCCUGAAGGUCAUCCGCAAGAACCUGGUCAAGAAGUGCCUGGACCUCUUCACCGAAAUCUCUGAGGACAAGGAAAACUACAAGAAGUUCUACGAGCAGUUCUCCAAGAACAUCAAGCUGGGUAUCCACGAGGACUCACAGAACAGGAAGAAGCUGUCAGACAUGCUGCGCUACUUCACCUCGAACUCUGCUGAUGAGAUGGUGUCCCUCAAGGACUACGUCUCACGCAUGAAGGAAAACCAGAAGCACAUUUACUACAUUACUGGUGAGACCAAGGAACAGGUGGCCAACUCGGCCUUUGUGGAGCGCCUGCGUAAAGCUGGCCUGGAGGUCAUCUACAUGAUUGAGCCCAUUGAUGAAUACUGCGUCCAGCAGCUGAAGGAGUAUGAUGGCAAGAACCUGGUGUCUGUGACCAAGGAGGGCCUGGAGCUGCCCGAGGACGAUGAGGAGAAGAAGAAACAGGACGAGCUGAAGACCAAAUUUGAGAACCUGUGCAAGAUCAUGAAAGACAUCCUGGAUAAAAAAAUCGAGAAGGUUUCUGUGUCCAACCGUCUGGUGUCCUCCCCCUGCUGCAUUGUGACCAGCACGUACGGCUGGACAGCCAACAUGGAGAGGAUCAUGAAGUCUCAGGCCCUGAGAGACAACGCCACCAUGGGCUACAUGACAGCUAAGAAGCACCUGGAGAUCAACCCCAUGCAUCCCAUCGUCGAGACCCUCCGGGUGAAGGCCGAGGCCGACAAGAACGACAAAGCAGUAAAGGACCUGGUGAUCCUGCUGUUCGAAACAGCCCUGCUCUCCUCCGGUUUCACACUGGAGGACCCUCAGACACAUGCAAACCGCAUCUACAGGAUGAUCAAGCUUGGUCUUGGUAUUGAUGAUGACGAAGCCAUUGGUGAUGACUUGCCUCAGGCAAGCGAGGAAGACAUGCCUGUUCUGGAGGGUGAUGACGAGGACACCUCCAGAAUGGAGGAAGUUGACUAAGACAAUUGUGAAUGGCUUUUUUUUUUUCAAUUGUGAAUUAUUUUUUAUUUAUUUUUUUAAGGUUUGCUUUGGCAAGCACAAUGUACGUAUAUUUCACAGGACUGUCAUUACGUAUUUUUUGUCCAAAUAGAAUUUAGGUAGCUAUUCAUCAUUAAGGCAUAGGCCUACCAUAUAAUCUGAGGUCCACUUAACAUGAUUUGUUUUUCUUUUAUUUUCAUGUUUUUUUUUACAUAUCAUGUUUCGUAAUUCAUGUUUUUUAUCAAAGAAACUGAGAUUUAUAAUAAAGUAUAUGCUCUGCAUUGUA
Messenger RNA from Alosa alosa (allis shad), 2646 nucleotides. RefSeq names its product heat shock protein HSP 90-alpha 1-like. Gene Ontology annotation, cellular component: neuronal cell body; perinuclear region of cytoplasm; cytosol. Gene Ontology annotation, molecular function: ATP binding; disordered domain specific binding; ATP-dependent protein folding chaperone. NCBI's taxonomy places the organism in Eukaryota, Metazoa, Chordata, Actinopteri, Clupeiformes, Clupeidae. The record is from RefSeq and is a predicted model, not a curated record. Gene Ontology annotation, biological process: protein folding; protein stabilization; cellular response to heat.